Molecule: messenger RNA, 1378 nt
Organism: Bufo gargarizans (Asiatic toad)
Lineage: Eukaryota; Metazoa; Chordata; Amphibia; Anura; Bufonidae
Product: pleckstrin-like
Exons: 9
Coding region: 91-1140 (349 amino acids)
Biological process (GO): intracellular signal transduction; actin cytoskeleton organization
Cellular component (GO): plasma membrane
Source: RefSeq, a predicted model, not a curated record
CUUGCACGGAAAUAGAUAGUCAGUGACCAACAUUUGUUCUGUCACAUCCUCUGAAACUGUCAUUUCACAAAUUGUCAGGAGGAGGAAAAGAUGGAGAGAGAGCCACAGAAAAUUCGAGAGGGUUACCUUGUAAAGAAGGGCAUGUUUAAUAAAUGGAGGCCAAUGUGGGUAACAUUGCUGGAGGAUGGAAUAGAAUUCUACAAGAAGAAAAGUGACAGCAGCCCAAAGGGGAUGGUACCACUAAAAGGAGCCGUUAUUACAAAUCACUGUCAGGAGUACAGUAAAAGAAUGUUUGUGUUUAAGCUGACCACUGCUAAACAGCAGGAUCACUUUUUCCAAGCAUCUCACCAUGAAGAGCGUGACGCUUGGGUUAAGGACCUAAAAAGAGCAUCAAAAUGCAUUGCAGAUGGUCAAAAGUUUGCAAGAAAAUCCACCAGAAAAUCUAUCAGAUUACCAGACACAAUUAAUUUAGGUGAAUUAUAUCUCACCAUGAAAGAUCCAGACAAAGGAAUUAAAGAAAUUAAGUUGGGGAAGGACAAAAAAGUGUAUAAUCAUUGUUUUACAGGUACUUGUGUAAUUGAUUGGUUAGAAGCCAGUAAAUCAGUCAGAAACCGCCAAGAGGGACUUGUCUUGGCCUCCUCCAUGCUCAAUGAAGGUCACCUUCAGCCUGCAGGGGAUGUGUCAAAAAAUGCAGCUGAAAGCUUGGCAGAAACAACAUUCCUUGAUACUACUGAGGCCUUAUAUUACUUUCCAGAUAGUGGAUUUUUCUGUGAAGACAACUCUAGCGAUGAUGAUGCAAUUGUCAAAGAGGAAUUCCGAGGAAUAAUAGUGAAGCAAGGAUGUUUACUGAAGCAGGGGCACAGAAGGAAAAACUGGAAAGUGAGGAAAUUUGUCCUCAGAGAGGACCCCGCUUACCUGCACUACUAUGAUCCAGCCUCAGGGUAUGAAGAUCCAUUGGGAUCUAUACAUUUGCGAGGCUGCGUUGUGACUGCUGUAGAAGCAAAGAGGCAAGAAGCGGAUGGGAAUCUUUUUGAAAUCAUCACAGCAUCUGAAGUGCAUUACUUCCUGCAAGCGGCAUCCGCAGAAGAGCGGAAAGAGUGGAUUAAAGCCAUUCAGACUGUCGCCAAAAUCGGAAAAUAAGACCACACAAUGAAAGAUCUAGAAUUCAAGAUUUCAAUAUAUAUGAACCCAAUUCUGGAGAUGCUGUGUCCCUAAUAAGGACAUGAAGGAAAGGAUAAAUUAAUAAGAAAUGCAUUUGAAAUAUUUGAAAAAAAAGUUACAUACAAUACAUAGAACAUACAAUUUAAUACAUGCUUUUGGUGUAUUUUGAUGCACUUUGAAAAAAAACCACCAUAAUAAAUUCUCUGAAUAUGCUGUU